GACGAUUUUCAACACAGAUCGUCUUUGAAAAUGCUGGGGAAGAUCGCCGUUGUCCUAUCCGUCCUGGCCCUGGCCGGGGCACAACUGCCCAAUCUGGGCUGGUGUCCGGAAUACGUCCCAAUGGCCAAUUUCGACAUGAGCAGGUUUUUGGGAACCUGGUACGAAGCAGAGAGGUACUUUCAACUGUCUGAAAUUGUUUCUCGUUGUGUAAUGGCCAACUACACAAAAGGAAAUGAUGGAAGGUUCCGCGUGAGCAAUGAAGUGAUCAACAGAUUUACUGGAGUCAAAAGAGUACUUGAUGGAGAAAUUAAAGCAGCUGCAUCGAAAGCUGACGAAGGAAAACUUCAUGUGAGAUAUACAACUUUGCCACUGACACCAGAGACUCAAUACUCAGUUUUGGAAACUGAUUACAAAACUUACGCUGUUUUGUGGAGUUGUUCAGGAUUUGGUCCAGUCCAUACUCAAAAUGCUUGGAUUAUGACCAGGCAGCGUCUUGCACCUGGAGAAGUCCUACAAAAGGCCUAUGGUGUUCUGGAUAAAUACAAGAUCUCAAAGACUUUCUUUGUGAAGACAGACCAGGAUGAUUGUGUCCUUUUGUCUGGUUUACCAUCUAAUCCUCCUGUCGAAGAACCUCAGAAUGACCAACCUGAAGAAGAAUCUGGUGAACAAGCCAGAAAUGUAGAAAAGUCCGACCUUAAAGCCGCAGUUCCAGUGGUUCCAACUGUUCCAGAAGUUCAAGCAGUUCCAGUAGUGCCACCAGUAAUUCUAAAAUCUGCAGUAGUUUCUGAUGAUGUACCAGAAGUACCAAAAGUACCAGAAGUGCCAGCACCAGAAGUGGCGAAACCAGAAGUGCGAGAACCAGAAGUGGCCAAACCAGAAGUGGCAGAACCAGAAGUGGCAAAAACCGAAGUGGCGAAACCAGAAGUGGCCAAACCAGUUGUACCGGCUCAACCUAUCAAAGAAGCUCCAGCAGUAACAGCAACUGUCCCAGAAUUGAUCAUGAAGGUUGCAGAUCAGGCGAAGGAAGUCGUUCAGGAAGCUAUCAAGAAAAUCAAAGGAGCACCCAAAGAAGUUCCUAAAAAGGCAGAAAUUGUUGCCGAGGCUGAAAAAAUUGCUGCAUGAUCUCAAAAAAUAGUUGAAUGUGAAUUGAAAGAGUGAUAUGAAACAUAAUAGUUAAGUAUAGUGCCAGAACUAUUAUUUAUUUAUUUGCAAUCUGAGCAUCUUUCUUUUCGUCAAGGAAAGUUUUUUGGAUGCGAAAAAAGAAGACAAAUGUACAAAUGAAAAAGAAAAAAAAUGAAUGAAAAAAAUCAAUGAAUAAAUUGUUACAUAAAAUGUUAA
Belonocnema kinseyi is the source of this 1338-nucleotide messenger RNA. Its product is annotated as titin-like. The transcript has 4 exons. NCBI's taxonomy places the organism in Eukaryota, Metazoa, Arthropoda, Insecta, Hymenoptera, Cynipidae. Bases 31 to 1122 code for a protein of 363 amino acids. The record is from RefSeq and is a predicted model, not a curated record. Gene Ontology annotation, molecular function: pigment binding.